GCUCAUAGGGGAAACUAUCUUGUGUAUUCUAAGUAAACUUGCCGCCGGUGUUACAGAACGGCGAGUAGCUGCAAGAUCGGUGUGUGUAACAAUACAAUCCACCAGCACGGAAUCUCGCAAUUAGUGAGAGAGGUGAAGAGUCAUUUUUUGUCUGUAGACAUAAACAAACCACAUAGUGUCAGCAAUCCAGACUCUGAUAUAUUGAUACAGGAGCUUCGAAUCGCAAUGAAGUACAUCUUACGCCAGAGUUCUCUUAGGACAGUCAAGAACCACUGUCGCCUCUGGGUGCCGAGUACAAACCGACAUUGAUUUUUAACUUGAUCCAUUUUAACUGCGUUCAAAGUACGACGUAUUGUGUCUUCGCCAAUUAAACUCAGUCAUGGAUAUGUUAUUAUGUUUGAUGGUGGUUCUAGUUGGGGAAGUUGGUGGUUCCCUCAGCACCAGUGAACCAGCUGAAAAGAAACUUCAUGAUCAUAUCCUUGGGAGCCACUACAGUAAAUUAAUCCGACCAACGGGAAACAGUUCCGUCAAACUAACAGUCAAACUAGGGUUGCGUCUGUCACAGCUGCUGGAGAUUCACGAGAAGAAUCAGAUUAUGACCACAAGUGUUUGGCUAAGACAGGAAUGGGUUGACCUUCGUUUACGGUGGGACCCCCGGUCUUAUGGGGGGAUACUUAUCACUCACAUUCCCUCUGAAGCUCUUUGGAGACCAGACAUUGUACUCUAUAACAAUGCUGAUGGGGCAUUUGAGAUUACUCUGUUAACAAAGGCUACAGUCCAUCAUACAGGACGAAUUGUGUGGGAACCGCCUGCUAUCUAUAAGAGUUAUUGCCCCAUUGAUGUGGAGUUCUUUCCCUUUGAUAUACAAGAAUGCUUUAUGAAGUUCAGUUCGUGGACAUACGAUGGGUAUGAAAUAGAUUUACAACACGUGUGUGAUUCCCAGGCAGUGUAUUACGAGGACACGAAGGUGAAAAUCAUUGACCGUGGCAUUGAUUUGAAGGACUUCUACCAGAAUGUGGAAUGGGACGUUAUUAACGUAACAGCCCGCCGAAGUGAAAAGUUCUACCCCUGUUGUCCUCAACCUUAUCCAGAUAUCAUGUUCAACAUCACACUCCGUCGGAGAACCUUGUUCUAUUCUCUUAACCUCAUCAUGCCCUGCUUAACAAUCUCCUGUCUGACUGUGUUGGUUUUCUACCUGCCAUCUGACAGCGGGGAGAAGAUCACACUCUCCAUCUCUAUACUUCUGGCUCUCACCGUGUUCUUCCUGCUCCUCUCAGACAUCAGUCCACCUACGUCAUUUGUGAUCCCCCUGAUCAGUAAAUAUUUGUUGUUUACAAUGAUUGUGGUGACGUUGUCCAUCUUUCUUGCUGUUUAUACAUUAGGUAUUCACUUCAGGAGACCUUCAACUCACCGAAUGAGUCCUUGGGUCAAACGAGUUUUCACCGAGAUUCUUCCACACAUGCUAUUAAUGAAAAGACCAGAUUUACACCGUAAGUCUAAAGACAAACAGUACAGGAACGUGAAUGGCAUAGAAAUGAGAGAGGUACGUGAGAACCACAACAGCGCGAGAGUAGGGUGGAAUAUGGAAACGCAGGAAGGACUUCGAGUCCGAAAUCCUUCAGGAGAUUCCAUAGAAAUUAAAAGAUACCCCAAAGAAAUCCGAGAGGCCAUAGAGAGAGUCAAGUUUGUGGCGGACCACCUUAGAGAAGCAGAUGCAGACAAUAUGGAAGAAAGAGACUGGAAGUACGUUGCCAUGGUAAUGGAUCGUUUAUUUUUGUACAUUUUUACUACAGCCUGUAUAUGUGGGACACUGAGUAUAUUUUUGUACGCACCUUCUUUAUAUGACCCUAGGGGACCAUUAAGUCUGGACGAUCAAUUCAACUGUACAUACUAAUGAAAUUGUAAACAAACUGUACAAUAAUCUGUAAAGUA
Saccostrea cuccullata (small rock oyster) is the source of this 1932-nucleotide messenger RNA. RefSeq names its product acetylcholine receptor subunit alpha-like 1. The record is from RefSeq and is a predicted model, not a curated record. The coding region runs from base 380 to 1894 and encodes 504 amino acids. Gene Ontology annotation, molecular function: acetylcholine-gated monoatomic cation-selective channel activity; transmembrane signaling receptor activity. Gene Ontology annotation, biological process: monoatomic ion transmembrane transport; chemical synaptic transmission; nervous system process. NCBI's taxonomy places the organism in Eukaryota, Metazoa, Mollusca, Bivalvia, Ostreida, Ostreidae. The transcript has 5 exons. Gene Ontology annotation, cellular component: plasma membrane; synapse; neuron projection.